AUGUUCGCAAAAGGGCGGAAAUUCGGUCGUGAGACGGAGGCCGGGGAUUUGGAAGGCGGGUGGAGGGCCUGGGGGCGGCCGUCCGCCAAAUGGCUGGGGGCGCUGAGCGCCAUCUCCUCGCUGGCGGUCCUGAUCGGCAUCGUGGCAAUUGUGCUUGGGAUCAUGGCCCUGCGCACAGCCAACGACGCGGAGGAAAGGCUGGACGGGGUCGAGGGGAUCAUCGCCAGCGCGACGGAGGACGUAAUGGCGAUCCGGCCUCAGGCCGGGGGCGGCUCCAACCAGGCGGUGAGCAACGACACGGCCAGCUUGGCGACGAACCAGACGGAAGGGGAGGAAGGUUCUCCUCCUGAGGCGUCAGGGACCAUGCCUGGCCCGGACUUCAACGGGACGGUUGAUGCCGACGGCGCGCUGGCCCUGUUCGAGUCCACACUGGCGGUGGUGGUGCACGGGCGGGACGACGACCCGUUCUGGCACACCGUGCAGCAGGGCGCCAAGGACGCCGCUCAGUUUUUGGGGUUUCAUUUCUUUUAUGACAACCCGGACAGCGUAGACGACGAGCAGGCGCUGGAUCAGAUGGAGAUGGACAUACGGCGUGCGCGCUAUGGCCUGUUUGAUGGCCUCAUAGUCUCCAUCCCCGACAGCGACAGGCUGAGGGACGCCAUUGCCUUUGCUGCCGACGAGAUGCCCGUGCUGUCCAUCAAUGCAGGGCAUGAGGACUUUGAUGACUUGGGCAUGUUCACGCACAUUGGCAUACCAGAGUUCGAGGCAGGACAGCAGGCUGGAGAGAUAAUGAAAGACCGGGGGGUCAAGAGUGCCAUCUGUGUUCUGCAUGAGGACACUGUCCCCUUCCAACAGCGGUGUGGAGGUUUCGAGUUGGGUUUGGAGGGCACUGUCACAAACAUCACACUCACUCGGGAGCAGAGUGCCGAUGACAUCCAAUCCGCCAUCGAGGACGCCCUCGCCUCCAACGCCGACCUCCAGGGCGUCCUGACCCUGGGGCCGACCGGCUUUGCCCCAGCGCGGGAGGCGCUGCAGGGCAGGAUCUGCGACCCGGGCACCUCGCCGGACACCGCCGACUGCGUGGCCUUCGGCACCUUCGACACCACGCCGGAGGUGCUGGAUGCGAUUGUGCAGGGGGAGCUCGACUUUGGGAUGGACCAGCAGGAGUACCUGCAGGGCUACCUGGGAGUGGCGUUCAUGUUCCUUAAGGCCACCUACGGCGUCACGCCCGGCGCCGGGGCCCCCGUCGUGACGGGUCCGGUCGUCGUGGAUAACCGCGAGGCCGCCGAGAUCUUGCUGCAGAGGAACUUCACCUCUGGAAUGACCAUUGGGAACAAGACGGCGCGCGGGCUGGACAUCCGCUAUGUGGUGCAUGGCAAGCCGAAGGACACCUUCUGGAAGUUUGUCAAGGCCGGCGUCAAGCUCACUGCGCGGCAGCACGGGCUGCGCAUAGACUACCGGGAGCCGUCCCAAUCCGCCGACGAAAACGAGGUCCGCAAGUUCAUGGUGGACUCCAUCAACGAGGCCGUGGAGGACGGCGUGGACGGCCUGGUCGUGACCAUCCCCAAUGACAGCCCCACUCUCAGGAACGCCAUUGUGGCCGCGGGGGCCGCGGGCAUCCCGGUGGUGUCCAUCAAUGGCGGGGACGACCGGAUACGGGAGGAGGAGUACGGGGUUGUGCUGCACGUGGGCCAGGGGGAGGAGUUUUCCGGCAGGCAAGUCGGAAAGCGCCUUGUGCGGUCGGGCGCCGCCAGGGCUCUGUGUUACAUCCACGACGCCAGCGACGUCACCCUGAAGGAGCGCUGCGACGGCCUCCAGGAUGGAAUGCAGGAGGUCAACCCGGAAGCUGUGGUGGUUCCGUUCGAGUCUCCGGCGAAUCUGACGUCAAGGCAGAUGUCGGCCAGCAUUUUGGACCUCCUGGAGUCGGACCCCGACAUCGACGCAGUGGUGGCCCUGGGCAAGCCUGCCUCAGUCCCCGCUGUGACCGCCGUGGAGCAGCUGGACAUGCUGUGCGUCGCCGGCAGGACGCCCGAUGGGGAGGGCGAAGACGGCUGCAUCGCCGUUGUCACGUUCGACUUUGAAUUCCCCGUCCUCGACUACAUUGAGGAGGGGAAGGUGCUUUUCGGCGCGGACGAGGGCCCUUUCCUGCAGGGCGCCCUGCCGCUGGUGUUCCUCACGCUGCAGAACUUGUGGAACAGCAUGCCCGUCGGGCUCGUCAACACAGGGCCCAGCUUCGUCGACGUGACCAACGUCGGCCUCUACGAGUUCUUCGUUUGA
This is a messenger RNA of Ostreobium quekettii, 2277 nucleotides long. NCBI's taxonomy places the organism in Eukaryota, Viridiplantae, Chlorophyta, Ulvophyceae, Bryopsidales, Ostreobiaceae. The record is from the annotation of a GenBank genome assembly.